AUGAAAUCCUCUUGCUUCCACUUUGUUCACAGACUCGUUCUGUAGUUCAUACAGCAAAUGGCUGAGGAAGUAGGUUUGAUGUCCGGAGAUGAAGAGGAGACACAAAUUAAUGAUGGUGAAGAUUCAUUUCAGACUUGUCACGCCCUAACCACAGCUGACUGCUGCUCUACAGAGCCUUUGCAAGGUAGCUCUAAUGAAGAGAAGGAAAGGUCAAUAGUGCCAGCAAGAUUGUCUGUUCUAUCUGGCAAGGCCAUAGCAUGUGAAAAAACCCUCAUUGGACACCAGUUGAUUGCUCAUAACAAGGUACAAAACAUAGCCUCUGGGUUCACAGAGUAUCAUUCAACAGAUGCAGAUAUGCCAUUAGCUGCCUCAUCUUAUCCUGUGGCGAUUUGUAAGCUGAUGCCAGUAGACAUCUCUUCUCCCUGUUCAGAAAGCCUUCUCUGGAACUCCAAUCAGAAAUCUGAAGAAUCACAGCUUUCAAAUGCUGCUAAAGUGUCUGCUUUCCCCCAGAAUCUUACUUCACUGCUAGUAAGUGGAUUCAGCUGCUGUCGUACAUGGAACUCCAAAACAGAGCUAACUUUGGAAGGCCCAUUGAAAGUUUGGACCCCCUGUAGCCUGAGCCAGACUAUUUGGAUGAAAACGAUGAAAGUAACAGAGACCAUUGAAAAGCAAAAACAGGAAGAAAAGGAGAAAUACCGACUUCAGCUAACUAUGUAUCGGAGGCUUCUGCUGCUGCGCUCCAUUAGAAGUUUACAUAAGCAGCUCGAGCAGCAGCAAGCCAGGCUGCAGGAAUGUUAUGGUAUGGUAAUAAAUACCAAGAAAGAAGUGUUGAAACACAUUCGCUUAACCUCACCCUCACCCUCACCCUCACCAUAA
This is a messenger RNA of Alligator sinensis (Chinese alligator), 876 nucleotides long. RefSeq lists its product as uncharacterized. The transcript has a single exon. Lineage: Eukaryota; Metazoa; Chordata; Crocodylia; Alligatoridae. Bases 58 to 876 code for a protein of 272 amino acids. The record is from RefSeq and is a predicted model, not a curated record.